This is a messenger RNA of Dromiciops gliroides (monito del monte), 2499 nucleotides long. RefSeq names its product protein phosphatase, Mg2+/Mn2+ dependent 1M (gene PPM1M). Gene Ontology annotation, biological process: protein dephosphorylation. The coding region runs from base 805 to 1716 and encodes 303 amino acids. The transcript has 9 exons. The record is from RefSeq and is a predicted model, not a curated record. NCBI's taxonomy places the organism in Eukaryota, Metazoa, Chordata, Mammalia, Microbiotheria, Microbiotheriidae. Gene Ontology annotation, molecular function: protein serine/threonine phosphatase activity.
GAGGGGGGAAAUUAUUCUAGUACUGGGAAUGAAAGAUGAAUUGGAGGGGUGAAAGAGUAGAGGGGAGGACCUGUAAAUGGGACUCUUAUAAUGAUCUAGGUUUGGGAGGGGGUAAUGAAGGCCUGCACUAGGGCAGUGGGUGGUAAGACUAUAACGGGUAAGGGAGAGUUGGGGAUAGGGUUGGUGUUGAGGAGAUGGACUUAGUUGACCUGGGAAGUUGGGUAUUAUAUCAUCCACACAACAUUUCAGGGACAGAAAGGCAUCAACAUUAACACCAAGGUAGUCAAGUAGGGAUUCGUUCCUCAUAUGUAAAAUGGGAAUAAAUGAUACUGCCAUGACCUACUUCAGAGGAUACUGUGAGAAGGGUGCUUUUGUAAACUUUAUGGGAUUAGUGACUGAAUCAUGAUACCAUUCUAUUCUUGGUGGCUUCUUUUUCUCUUUUUGGCUGUGUAAGAAGAGAUUGUUUGGUCCAGUUGAUGGAGGCCUUUGUCCAGAGGAGAGCCUGUGGAGUCAGCAGGGGAGGGUGACCCCAACUUUAGCUACCCCACCCUUAUCUGGGCCUGUAGCCUCACUGGGGGACAUUUCUUGGAGUGAGGCCUGAACCACAAUUCUCUGGCUACAGGGUUAUUAAUGCCGAGAAGUCCGAGUUCAAUGAAGACCAGGCAGCAUGUGGUCAACUAUCCAUCAAGCAUAGGGAAUUAGGAGACAGUGAAGACCAGGAGUGGAUGAUCCUGUGCCCGGAGGAGAUGCUUGCGGGUAAAGCUGGAGGAUGUAGUGGAGGGCAUCCUGGCCCCCCAGCCCCCUAUGCACCUCAGUGGCUGCUGCAUCUGCCCCAGUGAUCCCCAGUUUGUGGAGGAGAAAGGAAUCCAGGCACAAGAUCUAGUGAUCGGAGCCAUAGAGAAAGCUUUCCAGGAAUGUGACACAGUGAUUGGGCAGGAGAUGACAGCCACUGGCCAGUCAGGGGGCUGCACGGCUCUGACCAUCCUCUACUUGGAGGGGAAGCUGUAUGUUGCCAAUGCUGGAGAUAGCAGGGCCAUCCUUGUGCAGAGAGAGAGCCUGAGAGCUCUGAGCUCCGAGUUUACCCCUGAAUCUGAGAGACAGCGGAUUCAGCACUUGGCCUUCAUUCAUCCCAGGCUUCUGGCUAAUGAGUUUACCCGGCUAGAGUUUCCCCGACGCCUGAAAAGUGAAGAUGUGGGACAGAAGGUUCUAUUUCGAGACUAUAACAUGAAUGGCUGGGGCUACAAACAAGUGGAGAAAUCAGACCUCAAAUACCCACUGGUUCAUGGACAGGGCAAGCAGGCUCGUUUGCUGGGUACUUUGGCUGUGUCCAGAGGACUGGGAGACCAUCAGCUGAAGGUCCUGGACUCAGAUAUCAACAUCAAACCCUUUCUCCUCUCCAUCCCUGAGGUCACUGUAAUAGAUCUGGAACAGCAAGAUAUCCAGGAGGAUGAUGUGAUCAUCAUGGCCACUGAUGGGCUCUGGGAUGUCCUAUCCAAUGAGCAAGUAGCCCAGCUAACACGUACCUUCCUCCAGGACAACAGACAUGACCCCAACAGAUUGUCCGAGCUGGCCAAAUUGUUGAUCCAUAGGACACAAGGCAAAGAGGACAGCAUCUGGGAGCAGAGCUCACCUGGGAAUGUGCUGGUGUCCUAUGAUGAUAUUUCUGUGUUUGUAAUUCCUUUGCACCAUAAAAAACAAAGACGAAGGGAUUCCUGAGGUCUCCCAGUACUACCUGAGCCCCUGGAGGGUACAGCCAAAACGAGGCCCCAUCUCUUCUUGAAACCUGGGACAAAGGGCCAAGGCGAAGGGAAUCUCAAAAGGAGUUGGCUACCUCAAGGUGUUGAUAACUGCUGGUCUAAGUCCAGCCCAAACUGUUUUGAGUUUCAUGUGUGCCUCCUUUAGUCACAGCAGAUGCAGAACUAAUGCAUUCUGAACCAGGACUUGUCCUACCUCUUGCUGCAUAAGCUUUUCCUAGGACCCAUGGGACAUCUGCUGAUUAAUGUAUUCCAUGAAUCAUGUUCAAGAAAUUUUUUAAAAAAGAGAAAACCUGGCUUACUGAGGGGGAAGAACAGGGUACUCCAUGAUUCUUGUCAAUUAAAGCCCCCAUCUAAGGGGCUUUUAGUGUAGGACAAGGGUUAUAGAGAAGGGUUGAAACAAGGAUCCUGGACUUUGAAGAAAUGGCAUGGGAUGGGUGGCUCCUCCUCCUAUUCUUUGUUUCCAGAAAGUUUUUUCCCUGGUUUGUCCAACCUGACUUGGGGAGAGGACGGAAAAUUCCCCUUUCUCUAAAGGAACAUCAUUGCUUCUUUGGAAGGAAGAUGUUAUAUGAAGCCACAUGAUCCUGGCCAAGUUUCCUUAUUCCUCCGGGAUCUACUCACACCUGGUCUUCUGAUUCUAAGAAUUUUGUGGGUACAGAAGGCUCCAGAAUGGUUUUAUCUAAACUACUUAAAUUAUCCUGGACAGUAGAGCCAGGGCUGAAAAUGUAAACUUGUUGAUACACAA